CUUGGUGCGUACCCGCCGUGUUACGUAUCUUGGUACUAACCGGAAGUUUACGGCAGUGUGUUUGACGAGGAAAGCGAUUAACGUUGGUUGUUGAAUAUAUUGUCUUGUACCUUUUUACACAAGGCGAUACAUAUCCGGACGGCGCGAUGAUUAUCCCUGUGCGCUGCUUCACUUGUGGAAAAAUCGUGGGAAACAAAUGGGAGGCUUAUCUUGGCUUAUUACAGGCCGAGUACACCGAAGGUGACGCCCUGGAUGCCCUGGGCUUAAAGAGGUACUGCUGUCGCAGGAUGCUGCUGUCACAUGUGGACCUCAUUGAGAAACUGCUCAACUAUGCCCCCUUGGAGAAGUGAGGAACCCUGGGGGCCUCCUGGUGUCCUUAGGGGCGUCACGCCCAUUAGUGCACCAUGGGACACCUGCUGUAAAUGUAAUCCUGCUUCCCAUUUAUCUGUACAGUUUGUAAUGAUUAAAUAAGGUUUUCAGAAAUGUGUCUUUCAAACGUUUUGUAGAACUUACUGUAAAAGGCAGCUUUUUGUGGGUGUGAUGAAAUGUAGUGUUAAGUAAAGCCAGUUUCUAAAUGUGGGGGGGGGAGGAGUGGCAUCACCCAGUGUAAUGAAGUUAAAGUAUGAUGGGGAGUGUUUGCGGCUAGUCCGGAUGUGGCGCUGCUGCAGUGGACGGGGAUGUGGCGCUGCUGCAGUGGACGGGGAUGUGGCGCUGCUGCAGUGGACG
This is a messenger RNA of Paramormyrops kingsleyae, 726 nucleotides long. RefSeq names its product RNA polymerase II, I and III subunit L (gene polr2l). Lineage: Eukaryota; Metazoa; Chordata; Actinopteri; Osteoglossiformes; Mormyridae. Gene Ontology annotation, biological process: tRNA transcription by RNA polymerase III; transcription by RNA polymerase II; transcription by RNA polymerase I. Gene Ontology annotation, cellular component: RNA polymerase III complex; RNA polymerase I complex; RNA polymerase II, core complex. Gene Ontology annotation, molecular function: zinc ion binding; DNA binding. The record is from RefSeq and is a predicted model, not a curated record.